This is a messenger RNA of Oxyura jamaicensis (ruddy duck), 1470 nucleotides long. RefSeq names its product ATPase H+ transporting accessory protein 1 like (gene ATP6AP1L). The coding region runs from base 73 to 1110 and encodes 345 amino acids. The transcript is spliced from 7 exons. NCBI's taxonomy places the organism in Eukaryota, Metazoa, Chordata, Aves, Anseriformes, Anatidae. The record is from RefSeq and is a predicted model, not a curated record. Gene Ontology annotation, cellular component: proton-transporting V-type ATPase complex.
CAGGGCUGCCCGGCUCCCCCCGUGCCCAGAGGAGCCGAUGUACUUGGUGUGGAGGGACCGGCUCUCUUCCCCAUGGAAAGAAACACGGCGGUUAGCUUCUUACUGCUCCUCUUAUGUGGUGGGCUCUUGGUGUCAGUGGAGCAAAUGCUUGCAACAGCGGAUGGCAGUUCACGUGUGUUUUCAGAUCAAGAUACUCUGCAGAGUACUGGUCGACACUACGAUGGUGGUGUGAAGCCAAAAUUUAGCGUAAAUCAAGUAGCAAUUACACAGGUUGUCAGCUACAACUUGAGCAGGAAAGGACAGCUAGAAAGAGCAUCCUGGAGGCCAUUCACCUACAGCCACUACAGCCCUCUCAAUGUCACAGUUAACGGCACACCUUGCAUUCUCUUCUGGGCCAAGAGGAUCAUGAUCAAGUUUGAAAACCACACACAGCUGGAUUUGACUGAGAAGACAUUUGGUGUCCAUGCAACAGUGGAUGUUGGAGAUUCAAACUGCAGUGAAGACAAUGCAAUGCUUUCUCUGAAGUUUGGAGACAUAGGCAAUCUAAAGGGACUUGUUAUUAGAUUCUUACUAACAACCAGCUAUUACCAGCUGUCUGUUCAGAACUGGUUCAGCUUACACAGACUGCAGCUUCUUUACAACCACUCUGUACUGGCGACAUUUAACGCAACCAGAAUAUAUGCGCCGGCAAGUUACUCCUUCCACUGUGAACAUGUGAGCAGCUUGCAGAGAUAUGAUGCACUCCUGAUACCCAGCUCUGCAAAUGAUGUUUCAAAGCUUUGGGAAGUCACUUUUAUUGAUUUCCAGAUUCAAGGCUUUAACAUUCAAGAAGGACAUUUUGCCUAUGCAAAAGAUUGUGCAUCUUUUUUCUCUCCAGCAAUACUUAUGGGAUUGGUUAUGUCACUGAUUCUGCUGCUGGUUCUUGCCUAUGCUCUUCAUAUGUUGAUCCACCUCAAAUCUCUUGAUAGGCACUAUGAAUGCAAAGCUUCUCCCACCUAUUUUGCACAAAUGAAAGACAGUGACAUGGGGGAUGAGAAAGAACCACUGAGAAGCAGUGGAAAUGAAUCCUAUGAACUUAGAAACCAACAGUUCUCUAAAAUCUAUAUUUAGCAGUAUGCAUCUCAGUGAAAAAAAUGAAAGUUUUUUUUUUUUAAUUAUUUUAUUUAUUUUUUUGUGUGUUCUAUGUAGUUUUUGCAAAUUUUUCACCAACCGAUGAAAGGAAAAUAAGUAGCAGACUGUCUAUCCAGUAUCUGUCUAUUUUUUAUCGAUAGCUGUCUCAAAGAUUCCUUUGAAAGCAAGACAGGAGGAAAAAGGUUCCAAUAUGAGUAAGAGGUUUCAUUUGAUAGGAGUUUAUUCCUGUAGUACAAAAACAAAAUGCAUACCUUUGCAGCCAGCUUACCAAGUCCUGAAGAGAAGAAUCAGUAAUGGAGCUUUUGAAGUUAAAUAAAACUACAAAUAAUUAUUUAAAAA